AUGCAAGAAACCCUCCAGUCCAGCAUUCUGCGCUCCCCACCAUUCUACUCCGCCGACGGUAUCGUCAAUCUCCGUGAUGUAGGGGGCUACGCCGUAUCCUCAACCAGUUCUGUGAGGCGCAAUUUCGUUUAUCGUUCAGCGCACUUGUCUCGAGCUACGUCCGAGGGCGCCAGAGCCCUCGUCGAGCAACUCGGGAUCACCAAAAUCUAUGACUUCCGUUCCGUUCCCGAAACAAUCAAAAACCCGUCUUGUGAAAUUCCCGGGGCAGAACGGUUGCAUGUCCCCGUUUUCACAGACCAAGAUGCCAGUCCGGAAAACCUAGCCUUGAGAUAUCGGCAUUAUGCAUCGGCAGACGGCCCGAAAGCGUUCAUGCAUGCGUACAAGGAGAUAUUGAGAAGUGGAGCAAACGGGGCGUACAGAGCCGUUUUCGAACAUAUUAGGGACCGGCCAACGGAGCCGUUACUGUUCCACUGCACGGCUGGAAAGGACCGAACAGGCGUAUUUGCGGCCCUGGUCUUGCGCGUCGCUGGCGUACGCGAUGAUAGUAUUAUCGGUCGAGAAUAUGAGCUCACUGAGGUUGGGUUAGGCGCCUUGAGGGAGGAAUUUAUACAGAAUCUGCUAAAGCACCCUGCUUUGAAAGACGACCCAUCGGGUGCGUAUAGAAUGACUUCAGCAAAAGCUGAAGCAAUGGAGGCGACGCUGGAAUGGUUGGAUGCUACAUAUGGCUGUGUUGAAGGAUACAUGAAGGAAGCUAUUGGGUUUGGGGGCGAUGAUAUUGAAAAGAUCAGGAGGAAUCUUGUGGUGGAAGAAAAGGCAGUUUUGUAA
Molecule: messenger RNA, 825 nt
Organism: Uncinocarpus reesii 1704
Lineage: Eukaryota; Fungi; Ascomycota; Eurotiomycetes; Onygenales; Onygenaceae
Exons: 1
Coding region: 1-825 (274 amino acids)
Biological process (GO): dephosphorylation
Molecular function (GO): phosphoprotein phosphatase activity
Source: RefSeq, a predicted model, not a curated record